UUUCAACCUUCCUUUUAACAUACCCGUCUUUUGUGAUAUUGGAUAUGGCAUUUUUCCCCUCUUGCAAUCUUUCUUUCUCCUCUCUCCUUCUUUCUCUUUGUGUUUUCUUGUAGAAGUGCCUGCAUUUGUUUCCGUUACAAAGGUCCUGCCAAUCGUGGCGCUGAACUUUUUACUGCUAUAGUAAAGAUGCACUGCGCUUUUUCCUGUCUCUCUUGCUCACACACACACUAACUCACAUACACACACACACACACACACAGAGAGAUACACACUAAUAUGCACUAUCUGACUCUUUCUCUCUCUAUAUGUAUAUGUUUUGAAUGGCUGUUAAUUCGUACAGGACUGUCUCCUGCCAGUGAUAUCCUAAAGCAACAGGGCAGGUGUCUGUGGUUAUGUUCAAUAGGGAGAGAUUACACAUUGUUAGCCGUGUGUCACUCUGUGCACAUUUCAUUAAGAGCAUGGCCGAUCAAUUAAGAGUGGCUCAUUGCAACGUGCGUAUGUUUUUCCUAAAGAAUAGAGGGAACGUGUCCUGUUGGGUUAGCAGCUUGUUCUAGGAUGGCUUUGUUCUCUGUCCCUGUCCUGGCCGGACGGCCACCCUGGCAGAAUCAGAAUACAUUUAAGGGCUUCGUUGUCCAAUUCAUUAGGGCGAUUACUCAGUCCACUGGCCACACUGGAGCCUUCUCAUUUCUGGCUGCUGAAUAGAAUGGCUGCCGAUGACCGGCACCUUCCCUCCAGCUGCGGGUCCUACAUCAAGACGGAGCCGUCCAGCCCCUCCUCAGUCAUCGACACGGUCAGCCACCACAGCCCCAGCGGCAACUCGGACGCCAGCGGUGGCUAUGUCAGCGCCAUGAACAGCCACUCCAACGGCCUGGACUCUCCGCCCAUGUUCACGCCCGGCGGGCUAGGCCCCGGCGCCUGCCGCAAGCGCUACGACGACUGCUCUAGCAACAUCAUGGAGGACUCACCCAUUAAGUGCGAAUACAUGUUGAACUCCAUCCCCAAGAGGCUGUGCCUGGUCUGUGGAGAUAUAGCCUCUGGGUAUCACUACGGCGUGGCCUCAUGUGAGGCCUGCAAAGCCUUCUUUAAAAGGACAAUACAAGGCAACAUAGAAUACAGCUGUCCCGCCACAAACGAGUGUGAGAUCACAAAACGGAGACGCAAGUCAUGUCAAGCCUGCCGCUUUAUGAAGUGUCUCAAAGUGGGGAUGCUCAAGGAAGGUGUGCGUCUGGACCGUGUGCGAGGGGGAAGACAGAAGUACAAGAGGAGGAUGGAUGCGGAGAGCACAGCAUACCUGGGCCUCACCCUCCCCCCUCCUGCCAAAAAACCCCUCACAAAGAUAGUGUCCCACCUUCUGGUGGCCGAGCCAGAGAAGAUCUACGCCAUGCCUGACCCCACCAUGCCUGAGAGUGACAUCAAGGCCCUGACCACGCUGUGUGACCUGGCUGACCGGGAGCUGGUGGUCAUCAUUGGCUGGGCCAAGCAUAUCCCAGGCUUCUCCACACUGUCCCUGGCAGACCAGAUGAGCCUACUGCAGAGCGCCUGGAUGGAGAUCCUGAUCCUGAGCAUCGUGUUCCGCUCGCUGCCCUACGAGGACGAGCUGGUGUAUGCAGAGGACUACAUCAUGGACGAGGAGCACUCGCGGCUCACGGGCCUGCUCGACCUCUACGUGUCCAUCCUGCAGCUUGUUCGCAAGUACAAGAAGCUGAAGGUGGAGAAGGAGGAGUUUGUUACCCUCAAGGCCAUCGCUCUCGCCAACUCAGACUCCAUGCAUAUAGAGGACGUGGAGGCGGUGCAGAAGCUCCAGGAUGCGCUCCACGAGGCUCUUCAGGACUACGAAAGCAGCCAACACCAGGAGGACCCCCGGCGGGCAGGCAAGCUGCUCAUGACCCUGCCCCUGCUGCGCCAGACCGCCACCAAGGCCGUGCAGCACUUUUACAGCAUCAAAGUGCAGGGCAAGGUGCCCAUGCACAAACUCUUCCUGGAGAUGCUGGAGGCCAAGGUCUGAUGGAGGAGCAGGUGCCCCCUGUGAAGGCGAUGGGGACAGGGCAAUGCAGACAGAGAGACAUGGACAGAAGGGACUCAGGACAGGGACACCCUGCUGACUGAGACAGGAGACAGACUGACCUCUCUUGUUCUCCACCCCCUCGGGCCCCAGACAUUAAAAAAAAUACAAAUAAAGAAGAACAAAUGCAAAACUUGGUUAUAAGUAUAAAUAUAAAAUGAUGCAGAUUAAUUUAAAAUAUAUAAGAAAUACUAUGUACAGUAAUAAUUUUGUUUUGUUUAUGGUCUGUGGUCAUACUGUAUGUGAAGGAUCUCCCCCUCUCUCUAUAUCUUCAGAAGGAAUAAUUGCAGGCUCUUAAUUAACAUGGUUUCUAGUCAGAACCUCAAGACAUCUCCAAAUGUGUUCUGAUGACAACACACAUGGCAACCACUAUGAACAGCCUCACUUGUCAGACAGUUAUUUCACCUCCUGGACUUGACCAGGACAUGUAUAUAUUUAUUAAUAAUGGAAAACUGAGUGUACAGUUAAUUCUGGUGAACCCGACGGCCAUUUUCUCUCAUUCUUUUUCUUGGGGAAAAAAAAGAAAGAAAGAAAGAAUUAAAACUGUUACCUAAAUGUGAGCUCUAUUGAUCUAAAUGCCCUUGAAUAUACCUCUUCAGAGCAGUGAGCCAUGUGAUAUGGGUCUGUCUCAGACAGGAAGAAGACAAACUGGUCACAUGACAUGUUUAACCAAACUAGCGUAGGCAGGUAGUCAGUCGUCUUAUUCUGUAGUAACUCAGCAAUAAAGGGAGCCGUGCCGUGGCCAAGCCAUGUUAAACCUCCACUACCCUCUCCUUCACAAUGCUGCUGUCUAUCUGUCUGUCUGUCACUAUAAGACCCAUAUGUGUGUGAGUGUGUGUCCCGGCAAUGUAGAUGUUUCUCCUCUGCAGAUGUUGUUGUCAAUGGUGCUCUAUCUCAAACCCCACACUUGGUCAUUGUUCAAGCCGAUGGAAAUUGCCUCUUGGCAACUGAGCGAAUGACCUGAUUUGGGCAGGGUGAAAGAUGAUGAGUGGGUUUGGGGCGGAGGUAUCAAAGGAUUUAUGCUGAGUGGCAGAAGUCCAGGAGAUUCCAUGUUCAAACAAUCAGAGGCCCAUAUGUCAAACGCUCUAUUUAGGGUCCUUUAAGCCCAUGGCAGAAUCCUCCCACACACAGGGCGCAAGGUACCCAGCAUCUGCUAUCACCAUUUUAGAAGCUGACGGUCUUUUUAUAGCUGGGGCUGCCUUUGUGGAUCUCCAUCCAAACGGAGGUGAAUGGCAGGUGCAGUGCAGUGAUGUGUUGGUAGCUAGAGCUUCACACUGACUGGGGGUAUUUUUAACCCAGAAGGAGGUUAUUGCUGUAGCUGUCUGCCUGCUCUCUGCUGUGCUGCUCUGCCUCCCUCCAGGAGUACAGUAGACACGUGGAGCGCUGCUUGACUCCAUGUUCACACAGUAGCUGUGGUCUAACACCUCCCAAUAGGCCAGGAGACAGACAGGCAUUCUUAAAGACAGCAAUUCCCCCCCCCCUCCCCCCCAAGGUGCUUCUCUUGUGAGAAGCCAUGCAGACUACAAAGUGUCAGCACGUUUCAAAGGGUAGCACCAGUCCCACAGUGUGUCUAUACAAGGUGUGAUCUCUGGUGGGAAAGUGAGUAGAGGGGCUCCAUUCUCUCUGUGUGUAGGCAGGUUGUCCUCCAUGGUGCAUGCUGGGACCUGUAGUUCAGUACUGUAGACUCAUGCUGCUCUUUGUUCUCAAAGGGAGAGAAUGUGGUGGGAGGUGGAUGAUUAUAGUACUGAUGUGAUUUAUGUGAAGUGAUAAAUUGUGGUACCGUCACAAUAUGAUACUGUGAUCAAAUGAAUCCCUGACAUUGCAGACGGGAUGGUCGCCACUCUGCUUGUAAUAUCAUUGGCCAGUGUUAAUCCAGCAGCACCCUCUUUUACUGCAGCCUGAUUGGCCACUUAAUGGAGGUUGACUACACACCCCAGCACCUAAUCAUCCAACUUGAACUAGCCGCUGUCUACUUAACAGGCUCCACUUUAGAGGGGGACAAUGUAACGUGAGUUAUUUUACUGUUGUGCAAUACAAGGACCAAUUCUGACUGAAACCAUGGUGAAAGCAUGCUGAAAACAUGCUGAAAGCAUGCUUUUACUAAGAUUUGGGACAAUUUGAUUAUCUUUUCAAUAUUACUCAAAAUACCUCUAAUCAAAAAUAAAUAUCACAACUAUAUUUUCUUUGCUCGGCUGUAAAAUACAAGUGUUUUAAUGGACAAGUACAGAUUACACACAUCAAACAGUUUAGCCUAAACUUUUUGUAACGAUGCAAAAUUCACACCCAACACGAUGCAACGUAAACUCCAGGCACUUCCUCUCAAUGCUUCACGUCUCACAUUCAAACCCUGGUUCUAUAUAAUGUGUAUAUAUCUGAAUGUCAAUAGUUACUGGACAGUAGCCUAUACAGUAGGUUGCCGAGUUACAACAGUUCAAAAUAAAGUACGGUAUGCAGCGUCCUGCUGACUACUACCUCAUCACUAUUGUCGAUACUUUUGAUUUCAAGACUUACUCUUCAUCAUCAUCAUCAAGACUGUAUUGAAACAUACCUGAGCCGUCCAUGUUUCUAUCAAAGAUUUAUUGUCUAGAAAUGCUCCUGCCAAGAUAUUUGUAAUUGUAGUCACCAGUUGUCUCUUACCAUCUAUAUAUCUGUUUGUAAAGGUACAGCAUGCUUAAAGUUGACCACAUGAGUUGGCCAUUAAUGGGUGUGACACCCAUUUUGGUUAUGAAGCGGGUACAUGUUUUUAUUAACAUCAGUGUGUCAGAAUUGGUCCCUUGAUGAUAAAAUUGCAGUAAGGAACAGGUACUUUAAAUUAUUUCCUGCUCCUACAUAUAAAUAUUUAUGGUGUGAAUUAUAUCAUUUGGCAACAGUGUACAUUGUUAUCUCAGAUUGUUAAAUCAUCAAUAUCUGUGUAACUUUUAUGUUUUGAUUUCCUAAAAGGAACAAAUAAUUAAAUAACUCCCAGAA
Messenger RNA from Oncorhynchus nerka (sockeye salmon), 5029 nucleotides. Its product is annotated as steroid hormone receptor ERR2-like. Gene Ontology annotation, biological process: regulation of transcription by RNA polymerase II; nuclear receptor-mediated steroid hormone signaling pathway. Gene Ontology annotation, molecular function: zinc ion binding; nuclear steroid receptor activity; nuclear receptor activity. The record is from RefSeq and is a predicted model, not a curated record. Lineage: Eukaryota; Metazoa; Chordata; Actinopteri; Salmoniformes; Salmonidae. Bases 704 to 2005 code for a protein of 433 amino acids. Gene Ontology annotation, cellular component: nucleus; chromatin. The transcript has 8 exons.